This is a messenger RNA of Spea bombifrons (plains spadefoot toad), 2215 nucleotides long. It is a transcript of the gene FAM184B, whose product is annotated as family with sequence similarity 184 member B. NCBI's taxonomy places the organism in Eukaryota, Metazoa, Chordata, Amphibia, Anura, Pelobatidae. The record is from RefSeq and is a predicted model, not a curated record. The coding region runs from base 88 to 2103 and encodes 671 amino acids. The transcript has 10 exons.
GCAGCUUGUCUGUUCUGCCACAGUCUUGCCGUACAUAAACCUGCUCCGCGUCUUUGCAACACUGCACCUACUCACUAAUGUGGCAGAAUGGCUUCAGGAAAAAAUCACAAGGCUUGCGUGCAAAAUGAAUCCAAUUUCACUGAAUUGGCGUCUCUAGAAUACACUCCAGAAAUGCAUGUUAAAAUGUGUAAGAAGAUCGCUCAACUCACUAAGGUAAUAUAUGCCCUAAAUCAAAAAAAUGAUGAAUAUGAGGUCAGUAUUCAAGGCAUGAAAGAAGCCCAUAAAGAUGAAAUUGAUCUCCUUUCAACUGAGCCAAGGGGAAAAUGCCUCCAGUGUAAGACCAAAGUAGAAGAAGAAGAGACGUUACGAUUGAAAAUACAGAAUCUUGAAGAAGCCUUGGAAAAAGCCAAUAUGUUCCAGGAGCAAACUUUAGCCGAUUUUGCUAUGUACAAAAAACAAACAGAGGAAAGGGAGUUGAAAACCAAAUCUGAGCAUGAUGAAAGGGUAUCAGCCCUAUCCAAGGAGAUGCUCUCUCUGAAAAGUGACUUUGAAAAUCAGCUUCACAAACUGACAGAGGAGGCGGAUGGGCUGAGGAAGAUGUGUGAAGGGUACAAAAAUGAUAAACAAACUGAGCAAGUAAAUGGAAAGUUGGAUAAAGAAGUGCACAUUUUAAAUAAAGAGGUGGAGAGCCUUAAAACUCAGAACAAAAUUCUAACAGAGGAGUAUACGCGGAAAGUGAGCAAACUGCACAGCAGCUACAGCAGGGAGCGAGAGAACCUAAGGAAGGCCUUGCAGCAGUCUCUUACAGAGAUGAUCCAGCAACUGCAGCACAAGGAACAAGAACAGAAGAAAAGUCUUCAGGCCAAAGAGGAGGCCAUGCUACGGGAGGUAAAUCAGCUAAAGAGGGAUAUUGAGGCAAAAACACAGGAACAUUUACAGAUAAAGACGGAUUCUGAGAAGAUGAAAGAAAAGAUACAGGUCUUGGAAACACAACUGGAAGAAAAAAGACACAUUGUUAUGGAAUCCAAGGCCAAGCAAGCGCUGGUGGAGGAGGAACUCGCUGUUGCUAAAGAGAAACAUCUUUUGCAGGAGAACGAAAUCCAUAAUCUGAUAGAAAAGAUGAAGAUGAUGUCAAAUGAAAACACAUCUGUUAACAAACUAGCUGACUUAAAAAGUCAAUGUAAUGAACAAGAGCAGAAAACAACCAUCCAGACAUGUACAAAUGAGAAGGACAAUGAAGAUGUCUUGAAUUCACAACAGGAUGAAAGUUCUGAAAAUAAUGUAAAAUGGUUGAAUAAUGAACUGGAAUCAAAUAAAAUAGAAAUAUCCAGGUUAGAGAUGGAAAAUUCCGUCUUGAAGGAUUCAUUGGCACUUCUCAACAAAGACAUGUCAAUAUUAAAGCAAACGGCAUCAAGUUUAAAAGAAAGCAGAAUUUCUGAUGCACCAAAGCUAAAGCAGAAGAUGGAAUCAGAUGGCGUGACACAAAGUCAGCGACAGGAAAUCCAUUGCAUGGUGUCUAAUUUCAGCAAUGCUCAAACAUUACUUCAAACAAAGAUAGUUUCCUUAGAAGCCGAACUCAAAGAAAUGGAGGAAAAAUCACGGAAACAGCCUAGGCCAGAAGAUUUGAAGCUCAUACAUUGUUUGAAGGAUAAACUAGCCGAUCAAGACCAAGUCAUCAAACGCUUGUUGGUGAGAAUGGAACUGAAACAUUGUAACACUGAAGAAGAUACACUAAUACAUUCAGAAACACACAGGAGCCAGUCAUUUUCCUGUAACCCUAAUGCAGCAAGUUUAACGUCAACAGUAAAGAAAAAGAAAAUGUGCGAGAUACCAUCUCGUGUAAUCAGUGUUCCAAAUCUGGCUGCAUAUGAGAAAACCUUCACAAAUCGCAGUAUAAUUCCUGAGAAGGUAACCAAGACAUUAAGAAACUGUCCAAGAUUGGAUCCAAGUGUCAAACAUGGUUAUCCCUUCAAACCACCUGCACAACUCCUAGACAUCAUCCGUCCUAAUAGGAGAAACCAAGGCGACAUAUCAACAAAAUCAGAUGCAAAGGAUCAAGAAUCCAAGAAGCCAGAAUGGUUUACAAAAUAUUUUUCAUUCUGAGGAUAUCGGAAAACAUCUUUUUGAAUACUCAAUACUUCUCCACAGAUUUCUCACAGCUCGCACUGAUAUAUAGCCUUUUGCAAAUGUUUAAUAAUAAAAAUUGUCAUUAAUA